AAUUUUCAUUCCCUUUUCUUCAUUGCUACGGUUUCUAAAAUCCCUUUUCUUCGUUUCUUUCAAUGCCAAAGUUCGUACAUUUUUUGUGUAGUUUCAUUCUUCUUCUUGUAAAUUCAGGCCAGACAUUAUGCCAUACUAAAGGGCUCAAAUUGGGGAGGAGCUAUAAAGGGAAUCAUCAGAGAGUGAAUAUUACAAAAGUCCAAUUCUCUGAGCAGCAAUUCAUGAAAUGGGUCAAUUUUGUUGGCGGCCUCAAGCACUCUGUCUUCAAGACAGCAAAAAAUAUUGCCUUCCCUUCUUAUACCAUUAUUGUGGCGAAGAAUCCGGUGGUUGGAGACUUCACUAGCAUUCAAGACGCUAUUGAUUCUCUACCUUCUAUCAAUCCUGUAAGGGUGGUCAUCAAGGUUUAUGCAGGGGUUUACACGGAGAAGGUUAGCAUACCCCAAGGGAAAUCAUUUAUAACCAUAGAAGGAGAUGGAGCAGAUAAGACAAUAAUACAAUGGGGAGACACAGCGCAAACAACUGGACCAAAUGGGCAACCUUUGGGGACAAAUGGGUCUGCAACUUUUGGUGUGAAUGCUCCUUAUUUCAUAGCCAAAAACAUCACAUUCAAGAAUACAACACCAGUUCCACCACCAGGGGCAGUGGGAAAGCAAGCAGUGGCAUUAAGGAUAUCGGCAGAUACAGCUACAUUCCUUGGGUGUCGAUUCUUGGGAGCACAGGACACACUGUAUGAUCAUCAGGGUAGGCAUUAUUACAAGGAUUGUUUCAUCGAAGGUUCGGUGGAUUUCAUCUUUGGCAAUUCUCUGUCCCUCUUUGAGGGAUGCCACCUGCAUGCAAUAGCACAGAAUGCAGGGGCUGUGACAGCACAAGGUAGAAGCAGCAUCUUACAAGACACGGGCUUCUCAUUUGUGAACUGUAAGGUCACGGGCUCAGGAGCUCUCUACCUUGGAAGGGCAUGGGGUCCUUUCUCUAGGGUAGUCUUUGCUUACACCUACAUGGACAACAUUAUCCUUCCCAAGGGAUGGGACAAUUGGGGCGACCCUAACCGUGAAAUGACUGUGUUCUAUGGGCAGUACAAGUGCACAGGACCAGGAGCAACCUUUGCUGGGAGGGUGUCCUGGUCAAGAGAACUUACAGAUGAGGAAGCCAAGCCUUUUAUUGAUCUUAGCUUCAUUGAUGGCUCUGAAUGGAUCAGAUUAUAGAAAUAGAUUUUUUUAAAAAUCUUAGAAAGAAUUCUUUGUAAAAGUUAUCUUGAUUUUGUUUUUGAUUUAUCCUAUUUAAGUCCUAUAUGCAUGGAAUGGAAAUGAAACCCUUGUGAUUAC
Rubroshorea leprosula is the source of this 1322-nucleotide messenger RNA. The record is from the annotation of a GenBank genome assembly. NCBI's taxonomy places the organism in Eukaryota, Viridiplantae, Streptophyta, Magnoliopsida, Malvales, Dipterocarpaceae.